Carassius auratus (goldfish) is the source of this 2339-nucleotide messenger RNA. RefSeq names its product N-myristoyltransferase 2 (gene nmt2). Gene Ontology annotation, cellular component: cytoplasm. The transcript has 12 exons. The coding region runs from base 1 to 1482 and encodes 493 amino acids. NCBI's taxonomy places the organism in Eukaryota, Metazoa, Chordata, Actinopteri, Cypriniformes, Cyprinidae. The record is from RefSeq and is a predicted model, not a curated record. Gene Ontology annotation, biological process: N-terminal peptidyl-glycine N-myristoylation. Gene Ontology annotation, molecular function: glycylpeptide N-tetradecanoyltransferase activity.
AUGAUGGCGGAGGACAGCGAGUCCGCGGCCAGCCAGCAGAGCCUGGAGCUGGACGACCAGGACACCUGCGGCAUCGACGGAGACAACGAGGAGGAAAACGAGCACAUGCAGGGGAGUCCUGGGGGUGAUCUUGGUGCAAAGAAGAAAAAGAAGAAACAGAAGAGAAAGAAGGAGAAACCAAGCUCAGGCGGAACCAAGUCCGACUCUGCCUCUGAUUCUCAGGAGAUAAAGAACCCUGCCAUUCCAAUGCAGAAACUGCAGGACAUUCAGAGAGCUAUGGAGCUCCUGUCCACCUGUCAAGGCCCAGCCAAAAACAUAGAUGAGGCCACAAAGCACAAGUACCAGUUCUGGGACACUCAACCCGUGCCCAAACUCAAUGAGGUGGUGACAACUCAUGGGCCAAUUGAGCCAGAUAAAGAAAAUAUCAGACAAGAGCCAUAUUCCCUUCCACAGGGCUUUAUGUGGGACACACUGGACCUUAGCAAUGCUGAAGUGCUGAAGGAGUUAUACACCUUGCUGAAUGAAAAUUAUGUUGAGGAUGAUGACAACAUGUUUAGAUUUGACUAUUCUCCUAACUUUCUGAAAUGGGCGUUACGUCCCCCGGGUUGGCUGUCCCAGUGGCACUGUGGUGUCAGGGUCUCGUCCAAUAAGAAGCUGGUUGGGUUCAUCAGUGCCAUUCCUGCUGACAUCCACAUCUAUGAAACGUUGAAGACGAUGGUGGAAAUAAACUUCCUGUGUGUGCAUAAAAAAUUGCGCUCAAAGCGUGUCGCCCCUGUAUUAAUCCGAGAGAUCACGCGGCGGGUCAAUUUAGAGGGAAUUUUCCAGGCUGUAUACACUGCUGGUGUAGUCCUGCCCAAACCUGUGUCUACAUGCAGAUACUGGCAUCGCUCACUAAACCCCAGGAAGCUUGUGGAGGUUAAGUUCUCCCAUCUCAGCCGAAAUAUGACACUACAACGGACAAUGAAGCUGUACAGAUUACCUGAUAGCACUCGUACUCCUGGUUUGAGGCUGAUGAGAGAUGGGGAUGUGAAGCAGGUGACAGCUUUGCUGCAGAAACACCUGAGCCGGUUUCAUCUGCGGCCUGUCAUGGGGGAAGAGGAGGUGAAGCACUGGUUCCUACCACAGGAGAACAUCAUUGACACUUAUGUAGUCGAGGGCUCUGGUGGGAUUCUAACGGACUUCAUCAGUUUCUACACCUUGCCAUCCACAGUGAUGCAUCAUCCACUGCACAAAAGCCUGAAGGCUGCUUAUUCCUUUUACAAUGUUCACACAGAGACACCACUCAUAGAUCUGAUGAAUGAUGCUCUCAUCCUAGCCAAACAGAAAGGUUUUGAUGUUUUUAAUGCGCUGGAUCUAAUGGACAAUAAGAAUUUCUUGGAAAAGCUCAAGUUUGGGAUUGGUGAUGGUAACCUGCAGUAUUACAUGUACAACUGGAAAUGCCCUCCCAUGGACCCAGAGAAAGUUGGCCUUGUAUUACAGUAACUGGCUACUUCGUGUUGGAUGCAGACCGAUCGAGAGGUCCAUCUCAAAUUCUCUGACCUGGACGUAGUCAAUAUAAAGAGGAAUAACUGACAUCCAUUCAAAGUGAAUGAGUUAUGUUGUGCAGCUCUCUUGGGUCUUGUUCCAGUUAUUGAGGGGAUUCCCCUCCUUUCUCUUUGUCUUUGACUCUCUCUCUCUGAGAAUGUGAGAAACAUUUAUCAAGGUCAAACACAUCCAUAAGCUGUAUACACAUACAUAAAUGCAUACAAACACAAACACACACACACAGUGUUCGUUUAUUUUCCUUAACAUGCAGUCUGUAUCCUCAACAAGUUUAAUCCUAUUGUUUUUGUUCGUUUGUUUUGUAUUAUGAAGGAGUGUUGAUACAUUUGUGUGAAUUAGCAAGCUGUACAUUUAAUGCCAGAUAUUUAUUACGUGUUGUGAGGUUUACAACGGAACAGGAACCAGGGGGUCAAAAUCCAAAGUCUUUUCUAUGGAGCUGCCUUUAAAGUCAUAUUCCGUUUGGAGUUCCUGCUGUCUGUGCGAGGGGAGGGAAGAGGGAGUGUAAAUGGUUAACCGUGUGUAAGAAUGUAUUGCAUUUUGAAGCACAACAUCAACUUUAUAAAAGGGCCAGAUUGCUCUGAGGUGCAUUUUUAAGAAUAAUAUGUUUGUUUAGGUUUUGUGUGUCCAGAAGAAACAGUUAUAAUUUUGAAUGUGAAUUCAUUUUUGUUUUGUGAAGAUGUGAUUGUCACACCUUAAGUAGCUUCCAUGUCCCACCAAUUUCUGUUCUUUACCAUUUAGUGUUUUUAAGUUAUGAUUUUAGUAAAGCAAUUCUGAUAUUUAGAAUUGUGUUUAAGUUA